CUCUUGUUUUGCAAAAAAGAGGGAUUUUCACUUCUCGGUUGGGACUUGGGAGUAACAAGGACAGCUUAAGAAGUCUGCAGUGUUUCCAGAAAGGGCAGUGAAAAACAAUGGAGACUACAAUAGGUUUUGAAAAUAUCAAACUUGUAUUACAGCAUGGAUUUGGAUUUAUAAUCUCAAAGGUUAUGUUUACUGCUGCUGAAUUGGGAGUAUUUGAUCUGCUAAGAGAGUCGGGAGAAGUCCUGACCUCAGCAGCUAUCGCUGAACGCCUGGGCACCAGCCAUGUGGGAAUGGAGAGGCUUCUGGAGACCUGUGUGGGUUUAAAACUCCUGAGAGUGGAGAAGAAGGAUGGUGAAGCUCUUUAUGGAAACACAGACGUUUCAAAUCUCUGCCUAGCAAAAUCAAGUCCCAGGUCUCAGUAUCCUAGCAUGAUGUACUCCUCUGAAGUCAGCUUUUCAAAUGUACUCUACAUGACAGAUGCUGUGAGGGAAGGAAAAAACCAAAUGGAGAAAAUAUAUGCCAGUCCAUCCAAUGAUAUAUUUGCUGGUUUUUAUAGAUCAAAACAGGAUAUGAAAAAGUUUUUGGACACCAUGAAUUCUGUUUGGGUUCUGAAUGGCAACGAAAUGAUGUCUGCAUUUGAUCUUUCUUGUUUCCCACUCAUUUGUGAUGUAGGAGGAGGUGGUUGUGCCUUGGCUAAGGAAUGUGUGUCAUUAUAUCCCAAUUCUACUGUGACCAUUUUUGACCUACCUAAAGUAAUAGAAACAGCAAAGAAGCAUUAUGUGUCAUCAGAAGAACACCGGAUUACAUUCCAUAAAGGGGAUUUUUUUAAAGACCCAGUUCCUGAAGCUGACCUGUAUGUUUUGUCAAGAAUCUUGCAUGACUGGAAUGAUGAGAAAUGUGUCUGUCUGCUAACCAGCCUAUACAAGUUCUGCAAACCUGGUGGUGGAGUGUUAAUAGUGGAAAUACUUCUCAACGAGGACAGAAGUGGACCCUUAGAAGCCCACCUUCAGUCCAUGAUGAUGCUGAUUCAUACUGAAGGAAAAGAACGGACCCCAUCUGAGUACAAUGCACUGCUCAGUGCAGCUGGCUUCAAGGAGAUUCAGUUCAAGAAAGGAAGUAUCUACAGUGCCAUUUUGGGAAGAAAAUAAACUUGUCCCUGCUGCAUUCAUGUUCAAUGCUUAGAGGAAUCUAGAACAAUAAAGCCUUUCAACGUCUUUACCUUCUAUU
Molecule: messenger RNA, 1224 nt
Organism: Sceloporus undulatus (fence lizard)
Lineage: Eukaryota; Metazoa; Chordata; Lepidosauria; Squamata; Phrynosomatidae
Product: acetylserotonin O-methyltransferase-like
Exons: 9
Coding region: 108-1145 (345 amino acids)
Biological process (GO): melatonin biosynthetic process; methylation
Molecular function (GO): acetylserotonin O-methyltransferase activity
Source: RefSeq, a predicted model, not a curated record